GUCAGUACCAUGGCAUUAGCUCAUCUCCUUCUCCUCCCUUUCGUCCUUCCCUCCCUUGAAGCACUUUCGAAUUCAUCUACCUUCCUUUCGCACGAAGGCAAUCACACCAUGCAAGCCAUGAUACAGCAAGUUUGCGUGGAUAUGGCCGACCCUGAAUCCUGCUUUUCCAACUUCCGACGCGAAUACGAACUACUGGGAUUGAAGAGCCCAGCUGCAGUUCUCAGUGCUGCCAUCAAGGCGUCGAUUGUCGAAGCGAAUCAAGCCAUGAAUGUGGUUAACAAGUUCGCUAACUCACCGACGACUCCUCUUGAAAAGAUAGCCAUUCAAGACUGUAUGGAACUCCUCGACAUGUCGGUGUACGAAUUGUCAUGCUCUUUAGGGAAGACGGAGAAAAUGAUAGAUGUCUGUUAUGACUCCAGCCUCCACGCGUGGCUGAGUGCAGCUCUGGGCAACCAAGAUACCUGCUUGGAAGGCUUCGACGGCACCGAUGGUCGCAUUUCGGACUGCAUCAAAGGGAGCAUAUACCAAGUGACGCAACUCAUCAGCAACGUACUGGUUUUGUAUCAUAAGAUGCUUCAUGGUUUCCCCAUGAGUGAAACUCCCGUCUAUGAUCCAGAAGACGAAGGGAGCUCCGAUGAUUUCCCACCGUGGAUGACAGGUCAGGAUCGUGAUCUUCUAAUGGCAGGUCCCAACGGUGAGCAUGUGGACGUCAUUGUAGCACAGGACGGGAGCGGAAAUUUCACGUCGAUCAUGGAAGCAGUGAACCAGGCUCCUGAUUACAGUCCCACGAGAUACACUAUAUACGUCAAGGAAGGUGUGUAUGAAGAGAUUGUAGACCUGAACAAGAAAAAGCAGAAUAUCUUGCUUAUGGGGCAACAGAUGGAUACCACAGUGAUUAGUGGAAACCGGAGUGUCGUACAAGGAUGGACCACGUUUCGAUCAGCCACCUUUGCGGUAACGGGACAAGGCUUCAUAGCCAUGUUCAUCACAUUUCGUAACACGGCAGGAGCCGAAAACCAUCAAGCCGUAGCACUCCGGGUGGACUCGGACAAAUCGGCGUUCUAUAACUGCAGCAUCGAAGGGUACCAAGACACCCUGUAUUCUCACUCACUCCGGCAGUUCUUCCGCCGUUGCCGCAUCUUCGGCACCGUCGACUAUAUAUUUGGAAACGGCCAGGCGGUGUUCCAGAACUGUUUUAUAGAAACGAACCGGCCUUUACCGCAACAACAGGUGACCAUCACUGCCCACGGUAGGACGAACUGGACCCAGAGCACGGGAUUCUCGCUACAAGAUUGCAGAGUGGAAGCCACGUACCCGGCCUACUUGGGGAGGCCUUGGAAGAAGUACUCAAGGACUGUAUUCAUGGGGACUUACCUGAGUGAUAUGGUUCAGCCGGAAGGAUGGCUGGAAUGGAAUGGUAACUUUGCACUCAGCACCUUGUAUUAUGGCGAAUACGAAAAUGGAGGACCUGGAUGGUUGCCGGAAAGACGAAUCAGGUGGCCGGGUUUUCACUUGAUACCAAACAACGAUGUUAGAACCGUCUAUUUCUUUUCGGUCGAUUUCUUCAUCGAUGGCCUGUCGUGGUUGCCGGCCACGGGUAUCGAAUUCACGACCUUCCGGUCUAUAUUCAAGCCCUAUCCCACCUAACUACUACCACUACCAGACUAUCUAAACAUUUCUCUUUGAAAGGUAGGCUAUCUAUAUUUCUUGAUGAGAAUAAUAGCUAAGAUGGUAUUACGUACUACUAGUCAGGUAAUGUUAAUAAUGCAUUUGUAGCUUUUAAAGAAAUAUUUUAUCAUAUAUUAGUGUUGGGCGAGUCGGGAUUUGCUAGUUCCUCACUGAGCGCUCCUCACAGGGGAGACGUUCUCAGUACACAGUGGGAUGUAGCUGUGAGGUCCAUGUGAGGAGCAGAUCCUAAUUCGUGUUGGAUUAAGUUUGGGAUUGGUUAAAAAUAAGUGCUUGUUUGAAUACAUACUUAUACUUAUUUU
Nelumbo nucifera (sacred lotus) is the source of this 1988-nucleotide messenger RNA. RefSeq names its product putative pectinesterase/pectinesterase inhibitor 22. The record is from RefSeq and is a predicted model, not a curated record. NCBI's taxonomy places the organism in Eukaryota, Viridiplantae, Streptophyta, Magnoliopsida, Proteales, Nelumbonaceae. Gene Ontology annotation, biological process: cell wall modification. Gene Ontology annotation, molecular function: enzyme inhibitor activity; pectinesterase activity.